This is a messenger RNA of Cyphomyrmex costatus, 631 nucleotides long. RefSeq lists its product as uncharacterized. Lineage: Eukaryota; Metazoa; Arthropoda; Insecta; Hymenoptera; Formicidae. Bases 50 to 631 code for a protein of 193 amino acids. The record is from RefSeq and is a predicted model, not a curated record. The transcript is spliced from 4 exons.
GCGAAAAGAAGCUGUCCGCAUCUUUCUACAGAUUAUCUAAAAGGAAAGCAUGGAGAAAGAGAUGUACGUAGUACUUUUUUUUGACGACUCUACCGCUGCUGUGCCGACUUCAUGGGUACAGAAAGAAAAACAACUGUGUUGGUGGCCACCAAAACAUAUCAAUUUAUCAAAAGCAAUUGCUAAAUGUACACCAUACCAAAACAACUGGGCUUCACAUUCUUUUCACAAAUUAUGGGGACCAUAUGAAACAUAUGCUAUUGCGAAACAAGCGGAGAGAGAUUCCAUAGAGUGGUCGACAGCAAAUGAAAGCAUUAUUAGUACACCACAACACCUAGGAAAAAGGGUAAUCACAAAGUCUCGCAAAGUUCUUUCAAAUGAAAGUAACAACGAAGAAAGUAGCGAUAAAGAAAAUAGUGACUCAGAAACUACGAUUUGCGGACAGCAAUUGAUUUUCUGUUACCAUUUGAAGAAAACUGCUGCAGAAUCGCAUAGAAUGCUUGUCGAAGCUUACGGUGAGCAUGCUCUUGGUAAAUCACAGUGCUUUGAGUGGUUUAAAAAAUUCAAAAGUGGCGAUUUUGACGUGAGAAACGAAGAACGUGGAAAACCAUCGAAACCUGCUAAAACUUACUAA